Chelonus insularis is the source of this 2150-nucleotide messenger RNA. RefSeq names its product kin of IRRE-like protein 2. NCBI's taxonomy places the organism in Eukaryota, Metazoa, Arthropoda, Insecta, Hymenoptera, Braconidae. The transcript has 12 exons. Gene Ontology annotation, molecular function: cell adhesion molecule binding. Gene Ontology annotation, biological process: cell-cell adhesion. The coding region runs from base 140 to 2038 and encodes 632 amino acids. Gene Ontology annotation, cellular component: plasma membrane; cell-cell junction. The record is from RefSeq and is a predicted model, not a curated record.
GAAAGAAAGAGAGUGAAAAAGAGAGUGAGAGCAAAAGAGAAGGAGAGAAAGUUGGGUGUCUGCGGGUGCAUUACGCUGAUUGCUGUAUUCGAACGUGCCCCUUUUCUCUCCUGAAAUUUUUUCUCUACGACCAAUUGGUAUGUAUUUAAAAAAAUAUGAAUGGGUUGGAUCACCUGAUAUGGGAGAUUGUUCAUUGUGGGUUCGAUCAGCAGCACUUGAAUUUGACGAUGGAUUGUGGCAGUGUCAAGUUACUGCAAGUGACUUUACUGCUCAAGAUGCAUUAACUUCCGAAUCAGCACGGCUUGUUGUACGUGUAAGCCCUCAGCGACCACAAAUAGAGUAUGCAGGAGCUGUUAUUUUACCUGGUGGAAAUGUUACUGCACGUGCAGGUGAAAUAGCAACAUUAACUUGUACAGCUCGUUAUGGAAAUCCUCCACCUCUCAUUAAAUGGUAUUUGAGAGACCAAGAGAUUCGAACUUUAAGACCACAAGUAAAUGCGACAGAAAUUGAUAAUGCACGAACAUGGUCAACUAAAAGUGUUUGCGAUAUCGAAGCUGAUCGUUCUCGAUAUGGUCAAGUAAUUCGAUGUGAAGCCAAUCAUCCAGCAUAUCCGACUUUAACUUCUAAUAUUGAAGUGCGAUUUGAUGUUACAUAUGCACCAGAAACACGACUAGUAGGAGUUCCAAUUGGACAGUUAGAAGAAGGACGAGAUAGAGUAGAAAUUCGUUGCUUGGCAAACGCUAAUCCAACUGCAUCAAUUCUAUGGAAACGGAUAAAAGGUGCAGACAUGGAAGUUGUGAGUAUUGGUGAGGCUUUAAUAUAUUCACCAAUUCACCGAAAUCACGCUGCUACGUAUGUUUGUCUCGCUUCCAAUACUGAAGGCGAAAGUAGUCCAGUAUCUAUCCAAAUUACUGUCAAUUAUGCACCAAAAAUUGAUUCCGUCGGACCGGAUCGAUUAUCAACAGCUCUACUUUAUUCAGGAGCGUCAUUUGAGUGUAAUGCAGAUGCUAUGCCUCCCGCUGAUUAUCAAUGGCAGCAAAUUUUCAAUGAUAAUCGACCACCAAUCGAUUAUGGAAAGGGUCAACGAUUAAUCUUGACAAAUGUGACAUAUGAACAACAAGGCCAAUAUAUAUGUAUUGCUUCGAAUACGAUAAAUGGCAAGACACGACAAGUUAAAAGCACUCCAGUAACACUGGAAGUUGUUGGAGCACCAAAAAUAAUAAAACCAUUGAACAACGAAAAAUAUGUGAUAUCAACAACAGAGACAAGUCCUGCUCGACUGGAAAUUAGAUUAUGUUCAAAUCCAAAACCACGUUUAGUUGCAUGGGAAUGGGGCAACAGCAUAAGACUUCAUGCAGGAGAAGUAUUGGAAUCAAGAUAUCGAGCAUUAGAUUUGGAACCACUGCCAACAUUAGAAGAUUGUUUUAUAGCAAUUUUAGAGCUUACGAGUACAGUAAAAGAAGAUCAAAGAUUAUAUUACGUAAUAGUGGAAAAUGAUCGCGGAAGUGACAGGCGUGCACUCAUGUUACGAGUUGAUGACCCAGACCAAAUACCACUGGUUAUUGGUGCCGUCGCAGGGUUUACCGUCAUUUCAGUAAUGGUAAUGGCAUUUAUAUGUUUUCUUCGUUCAGAUAAAUGUUGCGCUUCCCAACCAACCACACUUCAGCCAGUUGAUUGUAACAAGUCUCUAAAUACUGUAGUAGUAGAUGACUGUCUGAGAAAUACUGCCGAUAAUUCAAUUACCGAAAAACGUCAUAAUCAAAUAUUGAAACCUGUUCCUACACAACAACAACAACAACAACAGCAACAAUACCUACAACAAGACUGUUUUCAAUUUAAUGAAUCUCAUUAUCAAAGACAACAACAUCAUUAUAGUCAUCAACAAAUUCAUGCACCGCAAUAUACAUUACAGACGGAACAGCUAUUCUUGAAACCCGAUCGUUUGGCAACAUUGAAACAUCCAUCAUCAUCAUCGUCGUCAAACAAAAAAGAAAAAACACCACAAUAUGCAACAUUCAAACCAAAUAUGAAUCGUUAAAAGUUAUUUUCCAUCAAUUAAAAUUGAAUUACGUCUAAUCAAAAUAAAUAUUUGUAUUGAUAAAUUUAUUAAAAACAUGAUUGUUUAUUUAAUGUUGUAUAAAAAUGGUUUU